CUCCGGAGAGUCAUUCCUCUUCGAUAAAGCGACAAAGAUGGGUUGGCUUCCUCGUCUCGCCACCGCAGCCGCGACCGGAUCCACGACCUUUCUGAAGUUGUGCCGUUCAGGAGACAUCAAGACCAUCAUGGACGUUGAUAGCCACACAGUGCGUUUGUCCGUAGGUUCAAGGUCGACAAUGGACAUUUCUACUGCUUUCGUCGAAUUGGCAAGAAACGCAAAGGAAGAGCUGAAGGAUGCCAUGGUACAGAAGAUGUUGGUGUGUGCCGGUGUUGCUGCUGUUGGGGGCAUCUCCUAUCUGGCCUGGAGGAAGUGUGGCAAGUCUAUCACCAGGUGGCUCUUGCAGAACAAGGGCGAUGUUCAGGAGAAUCACGGACAGGAGAAUCUCAUUGAUGGAGCAGAGAACCAGAAUGGCGAUAUCUAUCAUCAUGAUGUUCGCGAUGAAGACAGUGAAUACUCUGAUGAUGAUGAUGAUGAUGAUGACGAAGAUGGUGAUGGUGAAGAUGAUGAUGAUGAUGAUGAUGAUGAUGAUGAUGAUGAUGAUGAUGACGAUGAAGAGUCUGAUGAAGAAAGGGACAAUGACUACCCUGACCUUGAGACCUAUGUGUACGGUUCCUGGGGGAAGGGGGACGCAGCCACGAUGUUCUCUGACGAGGAGAUUGACGUCCCAGCUGUGCCGGCGUCCGAGAGAAGAGUACAGAGAUCUCGCAAGAGGCUCGUCCGUGUCGGGAGAAUGCGAGACUAAGCGUUCGAGGGCUUCGCAGUGAGGCAAGGGCUGCGUGUGCGUGCGUGGAGAAGAGUGUUUGUGUGGCGUGGAUAUGUGUCAGGUGUGUGUGGUGUAAAAAGCGUAUGCUUCCGGAAUCGUGGAAUGAUGCCUUAUGGGUAGCAAGAUAUGUGAUCAAAAUGGACCCAAUAUGGCUUCAGCGAACUACCCUCGAUAUGGACAUGAACUAAGUACAGUUGUCGGCCGGACUAGAGUGUGUGAGUGUGUUUUACUCCACUUUUAACAAUAUCCCAGUUAUAUCACGGCGUGUCAGCUUAAUGUGGGAGGAAAGCCCGAAGUGAUGCAGGUUUUAGACGUUUACCACUUCGGUGAAACCCACGAGCACGGGUAUGGCCUGAGACGUCUGGGCCCCCCGUGCCCCCCAGGGAGACUAGAAGAAGAGAGGGUUGAGAUCCGAGUACAAUAUCAGUAUUUACUGGAAGGGCUCACACACACCCUCUAAAUACCACUGAGCAGCAAAUACAAAUAUGCAGUGCAUGGUGUAUGGAUACGAAAUGCACCUGCAUAACAGUUAUGAUCAUUUUCUCCUUUUGUGAAUAAAAAAAGUAAUGCCUCUAA
Molecule: messenger RNA, 1342 nt
Organism: Haliotis rufescens (red abalone)
Lineage: Eukaryota; Metazoa; Mollusca; Gastropoda; Lepetellida; Haliotidae
Product: nuclear polyadenylated RNA-binding protein 3-like
Exons: 3
Coding region: 38-745 (235 amino acids)
Source: RefSeq, a predicted model, not a curated record